Liolophura sinensis is the source of this 2461-nucleotide messenger RNA. RefSeq names its product neuronal acetylcholine receptor subunit alpha-10-like. The transcript has 8 exons. Gene Ontology annotation, molecular function: transmembrane signaling receptor activity; extracellular ligand-gated monoatomic ion channel activity. The record is from RefSeq and is a predicted model, not a curated record. Bases 381 to 1820 code for a protein of 479 amino acids. Gene Ontology annotation, biological process: monoatomic ion transmembrane transport. Lineage: Eukaryota; Metazoa; Mollusca; Polyplacophora; Chitonida; Chitonidae. Gene Ontology annotation, cellular component: membrane.
AUUGUACUAACUCUGUUUAUGUAGGAGCUAUCAGGAAGUUUGUGUUACGCCUAUCCUUCCUCCACAUGCACGUGGGACAACUUGUGAUUAUCAAAACGAGGACGAGGACUCUGCUCGCUUCUCUAAUGAGCUGAUGCCAGUGUAUCCUGGUACAAUGAGAUAAGACGUCCGUGAGGAGGUGUAUAUAUGUGUAUAUAUGUGUACGAUUUCACCCCCAGUCGCGUUGUGCGUAUAACGUAGAGUUACUUAAUACGGAGUGAGCCUAUACGCAAUCUACAGUGACACAACACCGUCCACAGUCACGCUAUCAUCUGUCAUACUUCAUACCUGUGACAUAUAUAGUCGUAUAUGUGUGGUACGUGUAUCGCGGUACUGUACUCAUGGCGAUUAACUGCGCACUGACUUGGAGGAUGCUCAGUUGUACAGCCUUGUUAUGUGGUCUAGUUAUUCUACCGGUACUAGGUCACGAUGACGCUACCACGACGCCGGCAAGCGCAGACGCCCAACCGGUGCCUGACUACAUCAAUUAUGGUCUGAUCAGAGAACUUCUGUUCAACAAUUACCAAAAAGAUGUUCGGCCUGCAGUGAACCAUGCCCAGCCAAUGAACAUCGACUUUGAGAUCACCCUGGUCAAGAUGGCCGACUUGAACGAGAUCGCCCACACCAUAUCGAUGUCAUACAUCCUUUAUAAGGGUUGGUUCGAUCCCCGCCUAAAGUGGAAUCAGUCGCAUUUUGGAGGAAUAGAGAAUAUGAGCAUCCCGGUCGACCAGAUAUGGAAGCCGGACGUCUCCUUGUUCAACGUUGCCGACCAGUCCUAUGCACACGUUUAUGGUGGGGAUGCUCUUGUGCGCCAUGAUGGAAAGGUCAUGUGGGUUCCCAUGAUAACCAGUGAGAGUUACUGCUCCUUAAACUUUCUAAAGUUCCCGUUCGACAGCCAGGUGUGCUACCUGAAAUUCGGUUCCUGGAUCUACAGCGCCCAAGAGGUCCGCUUCUCCUUUGUGAGUAAACCCAAUGCAUCAGAAACCGAUGCUGGUGUUUACAUCACUGACGAAGGCAAAGCAGAGAACAAAGAAUGGAAAGUGACAGAAUUUAAACAGCGCCACGAGAUUAUCACGUAUAGCGAGGAUAUUCCGAAGUGGGCGGAAGUGACAGUAACUAUCAGAUUGCGCAGACUCGGCAGAUACUACCAGAGCCUCUACGUGGCUCCGAUUGUUUUGCUUGCCAUCCUAAAUCCUAUUGUUUUCUUACUUCCAGCAGAUGCCACAGAGAAACCCAUCCUGGGUAGCCUGAUUUUACUCGCCAUCUGUACCCUGCUGAUCAACCUACAGACGGUCAUACAGCCGGCACAUGUCACCAUUCCUCGCCUCGUGAUGUUUUACGUCUCCACCUUGGUGCUGACGUCAUUCAGCGUGUUCUCGUCUUCGCUCGUCUGUCAUCUUGCCAGGAAGAACAAAAGACUGCGGGGGGUCCCUGCUUGGUUGUCAUCGAUUUUCUUAGGUCGAUGUGGAUUACGCCGGGUACUCUGUGUGGAGACAUAUAGUCCCGUAAGCCGGUUUGAUGCACUUGUCACCAUGGGCGACGGUGUUCACAUGGAGGGCGAGUCUGCCACGGAAAUGGACGGGCCAGCUCAGAAUCCAUCCCAUAAUGAGCUGCGCGAGAUCCGGAAGUGCCUACAUGCCAUAGCCAGCCGGAUGAACAGUGACGACUCCAUACAGAGUUUGUCACGUGACUGGUACGAGAUCGCGCGAGUUUUGGACCGGAUGCUGUUUAUCAUAUUCUACGUACUGCUGUUUUUAACAGCGAUAGCAUUCCUCUUGUAGAUCCUAGGUUUUCGGAGUUGGGAUUUGUAUAGACACAAACGAACUUCUACUCAGAUGCAUAACCGUUGCCAGGCGUAUAUAUUUGCACACAAUGUAAAUAAGUUCUAAUGUAAUUCAUAGGUCACCAAUAAUUUGAUCAUUAUCAUUACCUUUUCGUUACCAUGACAACAUCUCAUGCAUCUAUAUGUUCGGAUUGUUACAACAUCGGUUGUGAACUUAUGAUCCGGAAAUCCAUUAUUUCUUUACAACGAAAUGUUACCUUAUAUAGCUUUGUAUCUAUUCAGUUCUGAUGCCUCGGCACGCCGAUGUUAUGCGUGUUUCGCGGACACGUUUUUGAGCUUUUUCACCCCUCUGCACGCACUGAUGUAAUGGUGCAUUCAAUUAUGGGACCUAUUUCACAAAGCGCCCUUGGGCUUCAGCCUAAAAUUGUAAUUCAAAUUUAGCUCUUAAAAUGUUUGAUUGCACGCUUUUGUAGUACAGUUGUUUGAUACAAUUGUAAAGAAGACUCGCUGUCAGUCCACCACCGGAAUCCUGGUUGAGGUAACUGUCAGUCCACCAGCGGUAUCUUGACUGAGGGAGCUGUCAGUCCACCAGAGAAGUCCUGUUUGAGGGAGUUGUCAGUCCUCCAGCGCAACCAAGGC